Molecule: messenger RNA, 3466 nt
Organism: Rattus norvegicus (Norway rat)
Lineage: Eukaryota; Metazoa; Chordata; Mammalia; Rodentia; Muridae
Source: RefSeq, a predicted model, not a curated record
GAGAUUCAGUGGGAGGUGAGGACUAAUGAGACACAGAAUCUUUUCUUUUCUUUUCUUUUCUUUUCUUUUUUUUUUUUUUUCCGGGGCUGGGGACCGAACCCAGGGCCUUGGGCUUGCUAGGCAAGUGCUCUACCACUGGACACAGAAUCUUUUACAGUCUGCCCAAGGGAGUACUCAUUGGCCUCUGUUAAAUGUCUUCCAUGUCAGUUGCUAGCGGAUUCCCAGAAAAGGAUGCAAACCUCAAAAGGGGUAUGUUAGGCCACAUUCACACCUGUGUUCAAGCUUAGACCUGAAGUGGCUACCACAUGACCUAGGUAGAGGUACAUCCAAGUUGAAUUCCGGCUCUGCCAUUUGCGUGGCAGUCUGUCAGUCGGCCCUCACCUGAAGGAUAAAAUGAUUUGGUGAGGUAACACUACUAAAGAGAUGGUCAGUAAAAGGCUACACUACAUCAGGGAACUGAAUUAUUAUUGCCAUUAAUGGCUCCACUAGUCUAAGAGUUCAGGCCCAGCUUGUGUCAGGUUAAGAGAACACAAAGUCCUUUGUAUCCUGGCUUGGAAUUCCAGGGCACAGGGUCUAGAAAUAUGUAUUGGGCCUCAAAGGGUUACUAAGGUCCUGGAGAUAGUGGCCUGAGGUUCCAAGUAAAAAACCAAAGCAUAAAAAUAAUUCGAUGAGUAAGAAUAAAAUUCCCUCUUCUGAGGUACCCGGGGCCAGGCCCCUCCUUGCGGCAGGCAAGCACUUCCCCUUUCCCUAGCUCAUGGAGGAGCCAGGCCCGCUGACUCAGAGGAGAACCACAGCCCUGCUCUUAUCCCGAGACGGAGCGGUUUGGCAGCCACGCACGCCCCCGUGUGGCCACUGCCGGCACUGCAUUCUCAGAAGGAAGGCAGCAGCCAUACUCAAGUCCCGCCGCCCCGUUGAUCCCGGUCCCCGCAUGGGUGCCGCCCUCAACCUAGUUUAGCUUGGCUAAAAGCGAUGCCCAUGAGGGUACCCACUUCCGUCCUACCCUCCCCGCAGCCCCAUAAUCCGGCCCGAGCGGAAGUGCGCUGACCGCGCGGGUCCCCCACGGCAAGAGGCGGAAGCGCCCCCCCCGCGUCGCUCCGUCUAGCCCCCCGGAGCCGGGCGCGUCAGGUUCCGGACUGUCCCUGUGACGUGGCUGCACGCCGGGGGUAGCUCCGGACUGGGGGCCUAGUGGCGGGGCCAGGCGAGGCAGAGCCGGGGCGGGGCGCAAGACUGCAGCUGGAUGGCCCGGCCCGCCCGGAGCGCUGCAUCUGCUGCCGCUGCCACCUCUGCCACCUCUGCCGCUGCACGUGCCCGGCAUGCCUGGAUGUCCCUGCCCUGGCUGUGGUAUGGCAGGCCAGAGGCUCCUCUUCCUCACUGUCCUUGCCCUGGAGCUCCUGGAAAGGGCUGGAGGUUCCCAGCCAGCCCUCCGGAGCCUGGGGGCUGCAGCUGCCUGUCGCCUGGAUAGUAAAGAAAGCGAGUCCUGGGGGGCUCUGCUGAGUGGGGAGCGACUGGACACCUGGAUCUGCUCCCUCUUGGGCUCUCUCAUGGUUGGGCUCAGUGGGGUUUUCCCCUUGCUGGUCAUUCCCCUGGAGAUGGGGACCAUGUUACAAUCAGAAGCUGGAGCCUGGCGCCUGAAGCAGCUGCUCAGCUUUGCCUUAGGUGGACUCCUGGGCAAUGUGUUUCUGCACUUGCUGCCAGAGGCGUGGGCCUACACCUGUAACAUCAGCCCCGCCACUGGCUUGGCAUGGCCUGUUAGUGCUUCCCCUGCAGGUGUUGAAGGGCAGAGUCUGCAGCGACAGCAACAACUGGGGCUGUGGGUCAUCGCUGGCUUCCUGACCUUCCUGGCAUUGGAGAAGAUGUUCCUCAACUGCAAGGAGGAGGACCCUAGCCAGGUCAGUGGCUAUCUCAACCUGCUGGCCAAUACCAUUGACAACUUCACCCAUGGGCUGGCUGUGGCUGCCAGCUUCCUUGUGAGCAAAAAGAUUGGGCUUCUAACCACCAUGGCCAUCCUCCUGCAUGAGAUCCCCCAUGAGGUGGGUGACUUUGCUAUCCUGCUCCGGGCUGGCUUUGACCGAUGGACCGCAGCCAAGCUACAGUUUUCUACAGCCCUGGGAGGCCUUCUGGGGGCCUGCUUUGCCAUCUGUACGCAAUCCCCCAAAGGAGUAGAGGAGACGGUGGUCUGGACCCUGCCCUUUACCUCAGGAGGCUUUCUCUAUGUUGCCCUGGUGAAUGUGCUACCUGACCUCUUGGAGGAAGAUGACCCAUGGCACUCCCUGCAGCAGGUGCUGCUGCUCUGCUCCGGUAUCGUGGUGAUGGUGCUGCUCUCGUUGUUCGUUGAAUAACCACUGCUGACAGCCCACUCUGCAUAGCAAGCAAUAAGAGACUCCAAUUUGUUCUGUGACUAUGUGUGUGAGAGGCAGAGGGUGAAUGGUAGAGCCAGCCUCUCACUGGACAGGGAGUGUGUGGUGUGCACGUGCAGCCAGAGUGUGAGAGAGAGACCGACACUGUGAUCUCUGGGUGCAGAACCCAGAGCCCAACGUAGCAUCUGCCCGGCCACCCCACUGUCACCUAGCAGCAAGGAAUGGCAGUCCCGGUGCCAGCACAAGACUCACUUCUCACUUGACAAAGAAACCAGCCCCAUGAGCCCAGGGCUACAGCUUGAAGAGGGCUAUAGCCCAAAGUUGUUCCUCCUGGGCUCUAGCCAAGAGAGAAGAGAAGGAAAAAGAAAAUAUCCAAACAAAAGCUCUCUGCUCACAUAUCUAAGUUGCCCAAAGCACCUUAGAAGCAGAGGCUACACAGCUUUUCUCUGCUAUCCAUUUUCCUUACCCUUCCUACACCACCUCUACAGCCAAAGAAGGGGGAGGUGGGUGCUUGUAGCCCCAGCCCCACUUAGCACUGAUGUCCUACCCCUCCCCAGCACUGAGCAGGCAAGUGCUCCAAGACCUCUUCCUAGGGACAGCCAGCCUGGCUGGCACAUUUCCCCAACAAAUGCUCCCUGGCCACACGGGCAGCUCUCACCACCUCCGGCUGCCAAACAGCAGUCUGCGAGUCAGUAAGUAGUCCGAGGCUAGCAGUCUCCCAGCCAGCUCUCCCGGAUGCUCCUGCCAGCACAGGGUUCAGCAGGCAUGCAUGCCCCAGGCAGAGAGAAUGAGCCAUGCUGCCCUUUCCUGCUCAGGGCCCCUUGUCCUUUGGGUUAAGUGUAAGACGGGGGUGGUGAAGGCUCCACAUUGUCAGUGCUCAGGAAUGUGAACUGGGAGAACGCUGAAGCCAUAAUCCCCAACUAUUUCCCUUGGCUGAUGCCCAGGUACUCAGCUGGCCCAAUCUACAGCCAGACUCCAGCCCUGCUGCUCAACUGUGGACGUUAGAGAAGAGGCCACUGAAGAAUCUGAAUGAUUGCACAGUUACUCUGUGGUUCAUCUUAUCUGUAAAUAUUUGUUCUGUAGAUAUAAUAAAUAUUACCUAGAUUGGC